AUGGCAGACAAAUCCGAUCCCAGUGUCCAGGACUGUCCCGAUGACCGUCUGACCGCGCCGCUUGAAGAGGAGUGGAACCACAUUGAGACAUUUCUGCUUGCAGACGAGCAUUCAGUGCCCAGGGUCCCAGCGUCACUGGCGUCUGCUCACCGAGCUUUCAGCCAACCAGUGUACAAGGAGGGAUCCGUUCCGAUGAACUUGGCCCUGAACGUCGGGACGUGGGAACCGAAACGACCGCUAUACCUGGACCGGGACGUCAACUCUGAAUGUGUCACACUGAAGACUCACUCUACUUUCGACAACACCCAGGUAGCUUUUCGGUUUGCCAGAAACAAUGCCCCGAAGCACCAAGGGAUGGCGGAGGUGGCACAGGAUGUGGAGGAAGCGACGGCUUCGUUGAUCAAAGAGCUGUUCAAGAAGACUUUCACCGACACCGAUGACAACAGAGCCAGCAAAGCCACAACUGCUGUCUCGGAACUAGUCAAGGCGCGCAAUCGAGCAAGCACAUCGACCGAGUCGGUCGACAAGCGAUCACUUGAGUUCAGAACUCUCACUGCUGAUCAAAAGGCUACAUUCGCUUUUUGGGUCAAGCGUUACGAGGGAGCAGGACCUGAGGCCGCGGGGAUCAUGAAUGCCGAGACAGGAGCAGAGUCUGUGUGGAUACCCCAUACCAUCACUUUGGGCCAGUUCGAGGGUGGCAUGAAACGAAGAGUGAUCAUACUGGCGGGUGUCGACACGACGGAGUAUACCCCUGAGGAAGAUGGCUACAAGCUGCUCAGCCAGAUCGAGAAGACGGAUGGAUACUAUGGGAGCCUUGUCCUGGCUGGUGAUCCACUCAAUGCAUAUGGAACUGACAUCGAGGAGCUUGAAUUAUCGGUUGAGUAUCAAUCUGACAGCCGUCUCCAUGUCCAUAUCUCGGACUCUGCGAAGAAGCAGUUCCAAAUCCCCUCAUCCACCUUUCCCCGACCCCCCGCAUCCACCUCAGCCGACCUCCAGUCCCAGCUGGAGUUCCACCACACCGCCGAUCCCUUUGCCUUUUGGGUAACUCGCCGCUCCACCUCCGAAGUCAUCUUUGACAUACGGUCCCAUGCGUUCAUCUUCUCGGAUCAACAUCUCCAGCUCACAACAUCCCUUCCCGCGCAGAGUAACAUCUAUGGUCCCGGCGAGAUUGUGGCUGGCUCUGGUUUCCGCCGCAGCGCAACAAAGGAUCGUACGACGCUAUGGAACCGCGAUGCUGGGACCCCGGUCGACGAGAACAUCUACGGAGCUCACCCAUUCUACCUAUCGUCGACGCCAAGCGGUUCAUUCGGGGUCUUCCUCCUCAAUUCGCAUGCCAUGGAGAUGACCACCAAGGAUGGGCAGAUGACGUAUGAUAUCCUCGGCGGGACAUUUGACUUCUACUUUUUGUCGGGGCCGACGCCGAUGGAUGUCGUCAGGCAGUACUCGGAGGUCGUACGCAGACCAGCGAAAGUUCCAUUCUGGGCCUUCGGGCUGCACAUGUGUCGGUGGAACGGGGACUGGCGGACGCCCGAGGAUGUCAAGGAGGUGGUGCGCAAAAUGAAGGAGGCAGACGUGCCGCUGGAGACGGUCUGGUCGGAUCUGGAUUAUAUGGACCGGUUCCGGAACUUUGAAGGCGGGGAGAAGUGGAGUCAUGACAAGUACAAGGAUUUUGUCGAUUACCUGCACGCCAAUAAGCAGCACUACAUCCCCAUCGUCGAUGCUGCUAUCGCCAAACCGAAAGCAGGGGAUCCGUACAUGGCCUAUGACCGCGGGGUCGAGCUGGAUAUCUUCAUUAAGGCGGACGAUGGCAAGGUAUAUGUCGGCGAGGUGUGGCCGGGCGAGGCGGUAUACCCAGACUGGACCGCCAAGAACGUACAAGUAUGGUGGCAGGAGUGUUUUGAUCAUUAUCGCAAGACAGCCGAAUACGACGGGAUAUGGCUAGAUAUGAACGAGCCGUCCAACUUCCAGAUGACCAAAGACAGGCCAAAAGGAGACGCUAAGAACAAGCUCAACUUUCCUCCGUUCAAGAUAAAGAAUGGAUACCCGAACUUCUGGGACAAGACUGUCGACCCCAGUGCCAAGCUAGCCGAUGGGUACAAUCACUACCACGAGCAUAAUAUCUGGGCACACGAGCAGAACCUCGCAAUGCACAAAGUCUUGCUGGAGCAGUCGCCCAACAAGCGGCCGUUCGUCAUCACGCGCAGUACCUUUGCUGGUACAGGCAAGGUGUCAGGACACUGGCUCGGCGACAACUACUCCAGUUGGGAAUCCAUGCGGCAUUCUCUCCAGGGUGUACUCCAGUUCCAGCUCUUUCAGAUACCCAUGGUCGGAGCGGACGCCUGCGGGUUCGGUGAAGAUUGCACUGAAGAGCUCGCCAAUCGAUGGAUGCAGCUCGCGGCCUUCACACCUUUCUACCGCAAUCACAAUGCCCUGGAUUGUGUAGAUCAGGAGCCGUAUCGCUGGAAGUCGGUAGCUGAGGCUAGCAAGAAGGUGCUGCAUACGCGGUACCAGCUGUUGCCGUACUGGGAAACACUUUUCGCUCAGGCUCACAAGGACGGAACCCUGCCUCUUCGACCGUUAUUCUUCGAGUUUGACAAGCCCGAGCUGGCGGGUGUGGAGGAGCAAUGGCUCAUCGGGGAUAGUCUGCUCAUCACGCCUGUUUUGCGCGAGGGGGAGACGGAAGUCAAGGGGUAUUUCCCAGAUGCAGGCGGGGCUUGGAGGGACUGGUACACCCAUCAUGCCAUUCAAGUCGACGAUAACAAUCAAGCUACCCUCCCUACCCCUCUUGGAAGCAUCAACGUCCAUAUCCGACCCGGAUCCAUCAUCCUCAUCCACACCGACCCCGCUUAUAACCUCACUGAUACCCGCACUUCAGAGUAUGGGCUUGUCGUCUCGCUGGACGCCAAGGGGGAGGCAAAGGGGAUGGCUAUUCUUGAUGAUGGACUGAGCGUGGAGGGUUCCGAGACGAUCGUCGACUUCUCUGCUUCGGCUCGGAAGCUCGUCAUCAAGGCGAAGGGAGACUAUACCGCUGCUCCCAAAUUGACGAAAAUCACGAUAAUGGAGGAAGAGCAAGAGACCAGGCUCGAUGUGUCGGUCGAUCUCACAAAGGGCAGAGAAGUGCCGUACUGA
This is a messenger RNA of Dioszegia hungarica, 3129 nucleotides long. RefSeq names its product glycosyl hydrolases family 31-domain-containing protein. The record is from RefSeq and is a predicted model, not a curated record. The transcript is spliced from 14 exons. NCBI's taxonomy places the organism in Eukaryota, Fungi, Basidiomycota, Tremellomycetes, Tremellales, Bulleribasidiaceae. Gene Ontology annotation, molecular function: hydrolase activity, hydrolyzing O-glycosyl compounds; carbohydrate binding. Gene Ontology annotation, biological process: carbohydrate metabolic process. Bases 1 to 3129 code for a protein of 1042 amino acids.